Molecule: messenger RNA, 492 nt
Organism: Zymoseptoria tritici IPO323
Lineage: Eukaryota; Fungi; Ascomycota; Dothideomycetes; Mycosphaerellales; Mycosphaerellaceae
Exons: 3
Coding region: 1-492 (163 amino acids)
Source: RefSeq, a predicted model, not a curated record
AUGGACAUGGCAGACGCGGCCGAGUUGCAUGACGAGUGCUCCGCAGCUUCCAAGCCAUCAGAAACCCACCUCCGCACAGACGGGCAUCGCAUGCCCGGAUACUUGCACCUUCUCCCUCUGAUCGUGAUGGUCGAAUCCGAAACUCACGUCGACUGGCACGAAGCGAACCGUGCGCUUCUCGAGGCCAACGACGUUUGUGAAGCGAAUGAGAGAGUUGUAGAAGAUCCGGAGGAUUUUGGCAAGAAGCUCGAUGAGACAAACUCGGAUCAUUGGCAAAAGACACUCUCGCGCGUCAAGUUCAGCUGUGUACACGACAAUGUUAUGCGAUCUUGCAUUCGACAAUGUGCUGGACUACGGUCACCCCUACGAGAAGUGCUCGACUGUGAUUACAACUGCACGAAGCGUUGUGGAGAUUGCAGGAAGAGAGCCACCAUGGUUGUCAGCGACAUUGCAACCUCGUACCCGAUUCAACUGGUUAUGAGCCCGGAAUGA